AAAUAAACAUUGUGAUGGAAACUGGCCUUGUGUGGCUGGAAGUAAUCGGUAAGUAUUUAUUUUUUUUGUUGGGUUAUAAAAAUAGCCCCGCAAACUCGCAGGGGUCCUCAAAUAUAUUAGUCCUUACAUUUAUGGCACAUUGAUGAAUUUACAUGUAGCGCCCAUUACUCACAAUGAAUUAUGUUUAUAUGUUAUAUUUGGCUUAUUUUAUCAAAGGAAUACAUUAAAUCUAAGCUAAUUUGAUGGCAUAGAGGUAAAGUAAUUUGAUGGCGUACACAUAAAGUAAUUUGACGGUAUAGAAAUACAGUAAUGUGAUGGCGUAGACGUAAAGUAAUUUGAUGUUAUUUACAUAAAAUAAAUUGAUGGCAUGGGCGUGAAACACGUGAUUUUGUCCUUACAUUCUAAAUUUACCCUUUCCCGAAAUAUUGUUUUUUUUUCAAUGAGAUUAUAAUCUGUAUUAAAUACUGUGAAAUCAUUUCAAGUUUGUACAGAAACCAGACGACAUUGAACUAUUUAUUUCGUUAAAAAACAUUGUAUGAAUAGUUUUAAAAGGACAACGUUUUUUAACAAAAAUGAAGUGAAGCCAAAGCCAGUGGCGUAGCCAGUGGUGUGGGGGGGGAGGUGCACACCGCACAUGGUGACGCAAUCCCUAGCUACGCCACUGAUCUAAGCUAAAACCUAUUUUCACGUGAUGUUGCGUUUUUUUUUAUAACAAAAGACAAUAACAAAUUAAAAGAAACACACAAAAAACACCAAAUAAACUCGCGCCUGUUUAGCAGGGUUAACCCCAGAACCUUGACUCAGAAAAAUAUGACGGAUUAAACAUAAUGCGAUUUCGCUUAUUGAUAUCAAGUUCUUAAACUGAAAAGGAAUUAACCCAAAGUUGAGAGGUCCCCCAACCCAACGCGCACACACACACACACACACACACUCUCACAUACCAUUUGUUUUUGUUUCACUUCAUAUGCAGAAACUCUAACACCAUCCAAAUAAAGACGUUUUUUUUUCCCCUUCUAUAUUUUAAAGAAUCUUUAUAAAUGCAAUUGCUUUUGAAAUUAAACACAUUUGUGUGAGUCGUCUUUGAUUAUUCUUGGGGGGGGGGGUGUAUCAACUAUCAACCAGUUAUUUUCCCACAAAUUGUAAUUUCUGAAAGUCACAAUAACCAUUACUGUGCACAACGAGCUGACGAAGCUUAAGACGUCAUUGAAAUCCGUGGGACGAUUUGCAGACAAGUUAAUCUUGUAACGGUAGAUGAUUAUUUUACCAGGGCAAGCCUUUUUUCUUUUUCACUUUCAGUACAAUUAAUUUUUUUACUUACAUCUGCAGAAAGCUCUAACUAUACCAUAAACUGCAAAAACGUUUCAGGUGAGUUAUUGUUAUAAAAUAACACAACGUUAUGGAAUUUUAUUGAUUUGAUAAUUUUGAGAAAUUUGAAAAAUAGCAAAACAAAAAAAUUAUUUCUUAAUUUUUUUGAAAACGAUAGCGCAAAUCUGGGGUCUGUCUAUCAAUGCCGAAUAGGAUAGAUAACAAUAGAAUAAGAAUAAGAAUAGAUAAGAAUAAGAAUAGAAUACCCGGAGCAAGUAAAUGUUUAUAUAUAAUUAUUUUUUAAAGUUAAUGAUGAAAAAAAGAAGUUAGUGAACUCGGAAAGGACGAAGGGAAAGACGAGAUCGGUUGAGAGGCAGGUGGGGGGGGGGGGCUAAGGAACAAAAUAGACGGGGAACUUUUUCAGCGGGAUUAAGGGAAAAAAAAAUGGGGGGAGGUGUAGAAAUGGGAUUGUUGAGAGAGGGAAAUGGGGUUCAAUAAAGAAAAGUUAAUGAUGAAAAAAAGAAGUUAGUGAACUCGGAAAGGACGAAGGGAAAGACGAGAUCGGUUGAGAGGCAGGUGGGGGGGGGGGCUAAGGAACACAAUAGACGUGGAACUUUUUCAGCAGGAUUAAGGGAAAAAAUAAUGUGGGGAUGUGUAGAAAUGUGAUUGUUGAGAUAGGGAAAUGGGGUUCAAUAAAGGAGGGACAUGCGGAGAAAAUUGAUUGGGAUGCUAUAAAUAAAGGCAAUCAAAAUCAAUAAUUUUGGGUUUAUCUGAGAAAAAUAAAAUAAACAUUAAAUUCAUUCUAAAUUGUAUCGUUAUUGGUUUCUUCUCCUUUUCAAAGUGUUACUUAGCGUAAGUUAAAUCAAUUUUCAUUCAAGCUAUUCAAACACCUCUUUCAAAAUGCUUUCAAACCAAUACAUGACAAGUUUCAUCCAUCUAUAGAUUUUAACGAUGAUGACAGUGCAGAGGGAAAUAAAUAUAUUGGAGAUGAGAGCAGUGGAGAUGUUGAAGAUGAUGGCAAUGGCAAUAGCGACGGUGACAACGCCUUCAUUAUUGUGCUGAGUUUGAUGGCUGGAAUCGUGACGGUCAUCUUGACCUAUGUGUGGGCUGUGACGUUGUGUCGUGCGUAAGUACCUGAUCUGUGUGUGCUGCUGUGUCGGUGUGUCGUGUGUAAGUACCUGAUCUGUAUGUGCUGCUGUGUCGGUGUGUCGUGUGUAAGUACUCGAUCUGUGUGUGUUGCUGUGUCGGUGUGUCGUAUGUAAGUACUCGAUAUGUGUGUGCUGCUGUGUCGGAGUGUGGUGUAUAGGCUUAUUGAUCUGUGAGAGCUGCUGUACUGGUGUGUCAUGUGUAAGUACUUGAUCUGUGAAUGCUGUUCUGCUGGUGUGUCGUGUGUAAGUACUCGAUCUGUGUGUGGGCUGUGUCGGUGUGUCGUGCGUAAUUACUUGAUCUGUGAGUGCUACUGUGCAGGUGUGUCUUUUGUAAGUACUCGAUCUGUGUGUGGACUGUGUCGGUGUGUCGUGUGUAAGUACUUGAUCUGUGAGUGCUGCUGUGCUGGUGUGUCGUGUGUAAGUGCUCGAUCUGUGUGUGGGCUGUGUCGGUGUGUCAUGUGUAAGUAGUUGAUCUGUGUGUGGGCUGUGUCCACAAAAAUUUUAUUAAAGUAAAGAGAAAAUAAAGAGAAAGUAACUAAGCUGAUGUCCUGUCCGUUCGUUCACCAUUCAAAUACGCUACAGUAAAUUAAAACUAUAUUAAAACAUUACUAAAAAAUUUUUGCCCCCCCCCCCGGAAAGUUAAUUGAUUUCCCCCCCCCCUGGAAAGUUUUCUGCGGGCGCCCAUGGCUGUGUCGGUGUGUCGUGUGUAAGUACUGGAUCUGUGUGUGCUGCUGUGUUCGUGUGUCGUGUGUAAGUACUCGAUCUGCGUGUGCUGCUGUAUUUGUGUGUCGUAGGUACUCGGGGUGACGUAACGUCUUUUCUAUCUGGUGACAGAUUCAUCCCCGGUUGUUUGAGCGGUAUCCAGGUGGGCACGGCCUCCUCAGUAGUGGUGUAGUCGUGCCAUGGCUGACCACUGAAAGACUCCAAACACUCAAAUGUAUAUGGUCUUUAUAAAAUUCCGCUUGUUGUCCCUUGUCGGUUCGCACACUACAUUGCAAUCUAAAGGUUUAUUUCUUUAUUAUUUUUACCGUUCUUUGUUCGCUUGCGAAGUCUUCGUGCCGGUGGCAAAGUGAGGGUGCUUGGCGCCCGGGGACAAGAUUCGCGCCCGGGGACAAGAUCCAAUUUUUCAACUCUCAAAUCCAUUAUUUUCAUCAAUAAAAUAAUAUCAAAGCACAUUUUGGCGCCCCUAACUAGCUGGCGCCCGGGGACAUCUGUCCCCCCUGCCGCCACCACGCUACGCCUCUGCUUCGUGCCGAACGUUCAUUGUUUUGUUGCGCGCUUUUUGUUCUUUUUGGGAUUGGGUUCGCCAUACUCUAUUCCAAGCAAUUCAUUUUAUAACAAUUUAUGAGAAUUAUUUGUUUUUUCUCCUUAAUUUUCUCCCUUGGAGAUUGUACACUGCAUAGUUUGUGUCAGUAAUGGUAUACGUUAAAUCACAGUAUCUUCAUCUGUGUUAUUUGCACAGUGUAUUUAAUCCAUCUGUAAAGCUAACAGCGAAACUAAUGUUCACCACUAGUAGUUUAUUGUGAAGCCGCCACUAAAGAGUGCAGCCAAAGCUGUAGGCCCAACAAAAGUAGUAUUAGCAAUUUUUUAUAAAAAUAUUUUUUAAUAAUAAGAUACCACAUAUUGACAAAACACUUGAAAUCUCAACUAAGAAUGGCUUUCAACGUGACAUUCUGUGUACAUGUUACAUGAGCAUCGGGCCAAUGUCUCUGGACGUGUCAUUAUGUGUACAUUUGACGAGAGCAUAUGUCCAAUCAUUCUCGACGUGUCAUUCUCUGCACAUUUGACAUGAGCAUCGGGCCAAUGUCUCUGGACGUGUCAUUCUGUGUAUAGUUGACAUGGGCAUCUGGCUCAUCUUUUCAAGUUUAAAAUUUUAAAAGAGUUUCGAUUACCAUAUUAGCUGUCUUGUCUUGUAAUCCCAGUGGGAUACAUCAUUAGUUUUUUAAAGCCAUCCUCGCUACUUGACAAUCUAUGGCAUGAUGAAAAUACCGAGGACAAUGCCACAAUCGCCACGGUCUGUUGACGGCACUUGAUUUAGCGUUGGUUUAAACCCGUCUGCCCACUAGCCGGACGCAAAAGAAAAGAAAUGAACAAAACAUAAGUGGCAGGUUUUUGAUGGACUCCUUGAUAUAACGCGAUGCCAUCACUACUAGAAACUCAGGCCGAGGCUACCAUCUGAUUGUGUCACAGCGAGAUCUCUACGUUGACUGAAGGCCGUAGCUCUAUGCCGUUGGAAUAGAUUCAGCAAUAAUAGAAUCAGGGACUGGAACAAUCUUUCAAAAGGAACGGUUGAGGCGACAACACUAGACACAUUUGUGUCUAUUGCCUCAAGCCUUCAAACCCCUAGUGCAUGAUUUCCUCAUCAACGCCAGUAACAGAAACAUUGCAAAUCCCAUCUACAUGCAUAGGAGCCAAACUGAUCAAUAAAUUGAUCGUGGGCCCUUAAGAUAUAGAAGAAGAAGAAUAAACACACAAUGGAACUGAUAUCAUUCGCAUCAUUAUCCAUAUCACUACCAGGUAAAAGGACUCUGGCCUGUAUCAGCAAUGACACUGUAACCCAUUGUGGAACAUGGCCAUCAUCAACACACUCUUCCAUUACAACUGGUCGAAGGGCUUUUCUUUCAUUGCAUUGACAUCGCACUGAUAUAAAACCAUAGGAUAUACAUUCUAUGGUCGCCACCUGAAAAUCAUGGCCAUAUCGAGAAAAGGUCUUUUUUUAAAUAAUUCUUUUUAUGAAUUCAUCACCAUAAUCAUCAUGUCCCUUAGUCCUGGGAACUUUCGGGCGCCACAGAUGACAUGAAAACUAUCCUUCUCCAUUUCUCUGUUUUCCUGCACUUCGCCCAGCAUCGCCGAGCUUUACUCCCGUCCACUCUUUGAUGUCAUCUUCCAAUAUUUUUCUCAGUCUUCCUCUUCCUCUUCUCAUUGUGCCCUGCAUGACUUCUUUGGUGAGCCCUUUUUUUCUUAUCUCGUGGCCAUAUCAUUCCAUUUUACGCUUUUUUUACAUCCACCAAGAGGUCAACAUACUGCCCAUUUGCUUGACGAAUCAUUUCUUACACUUGUUCGUUAGAGAUAUGGUCUCUAUAGCAGAUUCCAAAAAUGCUUCUGAAACAUCUCAUCUCUAUCACCUUAAUUUUCCUUUCAAGUUAUGCUGUUAUUGUCCAGGACUCGCAGGCAUACAAGAAAAUUGGGAGAACUAAUUAGCGCACCAGCCUGAUUUUGGUGCUGGGGGCUAAUUUUUUUUAUUACUCCUCUUUAGUACUGUUGUGAUCUAGGCAAUCCUGAACAUAACUUCGGGCUUGGAGCCUUCUUCCCAGACUAUUAAUCCUAGGUACUUGAAGCUGCAUACUGUCUUUAAUCUUUCCUCCCCGACCUUAAUUUCAUUGGAGAUGCCGUUGAUGUUAUUUUUCAUCAAUUUUGUCUUUUCUGCACUGAUUUGAAUGCAAACGGAAGAUGAAAUCUUGUUGAGAUAGGUUGGCUAGCUCUUCUUCGUUUCCAGCCAAUCCAUCUAUGUCAUCGGCAAAACGUUGGAUCGUGCCACCAAUACUGAUUGUCCCUACAUGCGCUUCCAGUGCAUGUGACAUAAUUGUCUCAAAAAGUAUGUUGAACGGGGGGGGGGGGGGAGCAAGCAGCUUUGUCGUACACCAACCGGGGUCUUGAACUAUUCUUCGAUGGUAUUGGGGAAGAAAAAGCACUGAAAUCCAUCUAUGUCAUCGGCAAAACGUUGGAUCGUGCCACCAAUACUGAUUGUCCCUACAUGCGCUUCCAGUGCAUGUGACAUAAUUGUCUCAAAAAGUAUGUUGAACGGGGGGGGGGGAGAGCAAGCAGCUUUGUCGUACACCAACCGUGGUCUUGAACUAUUCUUCGAUGGUAUUGGUGAAGAAAAUGCACUGGAUGCUUUAUAAUAGAGGCUGAUUAUCAUUCUUACUAGGCUUGUGUUGAUGUUGUAGUGUCUCAUGGUUGCCGAUAAAGCAGCAUGCAAAACCCUGUCGAAUGCCUCCUUGCAAUCCAUAAAGACGUGGUAUAAGUUUUGUUGGUGUUGAGCAUAUUUCUAACAUAGUUUUCGGAUUUUUAGAAUGUACUCAAUAGUGCCACGUCCUUGCCUGAAGCCCGCCUGUUCUUGCGCAAUGAUUUUGUCGACAUAUGGUUUUAGUAGGUUCAAAAAGACCUUUAGCAUGACCUUGCUUGUGUGGUUUCUUAGGCUAAUGGUGCGAUAGUUUUGGCAUAGCUGUAGGUUACCUCUCUUGCAGAGGGUGAUGAUGAGCCAUUGGGUCCAUGAUUUUGGUCAUUCCUACGUCAGCCAUAUUUUGUUACAAAUGUUGAUUAGGGCACUCAUCAUUGCUUUUAGUCCUUGUUUCACCAACUCGGCAGGGAUAUUAUCCACACCUGCGGUCUUUCUUGUUUGGAGUGCUUGGAAUGCUGUUUCUCCAUCUGCGCGGAGAAUAAGGUAGUUUUCAAUGUCCUUUGCUGGAGGGACAUCAAGGAUAUCUGUGUAUAUUUUCAUAUAUUCAUUAUACAGCUCUGAGCAGUAUUCAGUUCUUCUUUGCCCUUCUCAAAACUGUUUUUGAGAGCUUUGUUAACUGCCCUAUGUUUAUUGGCCACCUCUGUAUCUACCUUCUUUGCUUACUUUAAAUGCCUCCUUUAAUCACACAGAUCGAGUAUGUCAGAUUAUUAAUUAGGUUAUUGAAACUAAUUAAAAUAUCGUAGAUCUCAUUUAGUUUUUUUCCAAAAAUUUUUUUUUUUAAACUUGCAGUGUAACUCAGGGUCGUAACCUGCUCUCUUACUCGGGGUGGUAACCUUCUGUCUUACUCAGGGUUAAGCGUAAGGGGCGCUACUAUCGUAAUUGAUCAUGCAAAGGAAAAGGGCGCAUAAAUGCAUUUCUUUGUAUUGGACGCAUAUUUGCCAUCCUGCUGCCCUGUCCAAUAGCUCAAUGUGGAAUUGAUAUAUCGUCUUGAAACAUUUUUACAGUGGUUGGAUCCACUAGCGCAUGAAGAGAGUGGGGUAAGUGGUGUUACGGUUUGACAACGGGGCACUUUGUGCGGAGUGAUACUUUCGCAAUAUACCAACCACCCAGGCCUUCAAGCCUGCAACCAAAACACAUCUUUUUAUACUAUACUACCCUGACUGAUUCCCUUCCUCUGACCAAUAAGUGAUCUUGUUGGCUGCCGUCCAUGGUUUGCCUUGUAAAAGUCCUGGGGUUCAUGCUGUUCUUUAUUUCAAAAUAUUUGAUUGUAAUGUCAUGAUUAUGUCUCUUUUGAUAAUAUUUUUAUGUACAGCGCGGUGAGCCCAGCCCUAGGCUGGGAUACCCCGCUAUAAAAGACCACUAAUUAUUAUUAUUACUAUUAUAUACUUUAUAUUGCUUACGUUUGAUGUAUAUCCUGAGAGUUGUGUGGUUUUCUUGAGUGAGCAAGGUCAAAGGAAAGUUCACUCCGAGCUGCACAAGCUUUUAAUAAAACAACUGUUUGAACCCCUUCCACUUCAACCCCACCCCCACCCCCACAAUCAUUUGCUCUGUAAAAAAACUAUAUUUUGUUGAAGCUUCAUGUUCUAAUCUGUAAACUGCUGUUAAUUGUAUCUGACAUUGAUUUCGUAAUGGCAACUAUAAAAAUAUUUUCCAUAACACUGAAAACAUAAAACUAUAGGUUUUUUUUCAUUGAUGUAGUCACUUGAGGGAUGGAAUGAUCCAGAGAUGGCUGCCAUUCAAACCACGGACAACGUCAGAACACGCAGACGAUGGAAACAGUUCAGUUGAUAUGGUAAGUCAGGUGAUGAUAUUAAAAUUAAAAAAUAUAUAUGUAUAGUCGCGAUUCAGUCAAUGGUCAGGGCCCUCUUAAGGUUUUGAUAUUUUUUAUUUUACUUAGUUUACAUGUUUUUAAUAAUUGUAAAGCGCUUAGAGCUUUAAGGUAAGCUCUAUAUAAAAAUGCCUAAAUAAAUAAAUAUGAUUUAAGGUUGACAUAUUGUUCGAUCUCCCAAGGCUGCAAUCUGGUGAUCCUUGGAUGUCACCCCUUAUAAUACAACUUAAUAACUGCAUAUUUGAAGAUAUUGAAAAAGUACGGGAGAGCUUUCAAUGAUAUCGCUAACUGAAAUAGUAGAACACUAUAAAAUAGCGUCAGCGAGCCGGCAAGCAUCUUACCUAGUUCUUUAUACCCUCCCCAAGCCAUGCCCCCCAAGCCAUGCCCCCCAAGCCAUGCCCCCCAAGCCCGCGUAUCGGGCCACGAAGCGGCACGUUGAAGAUCUCCCUUCCCAAGAAACAAAUAGUUUCUCUUCAUUAUUAGGUCAUCUAAAAUUAUUAUACAUUUCAUUUAUUAUUAUUUUUUUUUUAAACUUUAACUAGAGCUAAAAAGCAAAAAAAAAACAACAAACCAUUAACAAAAGUCCCAAACAGUGUUACAUUUCAUUUCGACGUGUUGAGCGUUGGUGAUGACUUUCGAAUAAUUUAUUGAGCUUCCUCUAACAAACAUAUUGUAUGAAAUAGUACAGACCCGGCAGAGAGGAAAACACCUCAGUAUUGCUUUGUUGUGUUUUCGUUUCUUUACACUUCAUUGUGUCAUAUGUGCGUCAUUGUAUUGGAGUACAUCAAGGGUUAUCAACAUGUGGCACGAGGAAUCCUUGAGAGUCCAUGAAAAGGUUUCAUGGGGUACGUGCUGUAUUUCCUUCUAAUAUUAUAUAGUGUGGCUUAAUGGGGUGCCUGCUGUAUUUCCUUCUAAUAUUAUAUAGUGUGGCUUAAUGGGGUACGUGCUGUAUUUCCUUCUAAUAUUAUAUAGUGUGGCUUAAUGGGGUACGUGCUGUAUUCCCUUCUAAUAUUAUAUAGUGUGGCUUAAUGGGGUACAUGCUGUAUUUCCUUCUAAUAUUAUCUAGUGUGGCUUAAUGGGGUGCGUGCUGUAUUUCCUUCUAAUAUUAUAGAGUGUGGCUUAAUGGGGUACGUGCUGUAAUUCCUUCUAAUAUUAUAUAGUGUGGCUUAAUGGGUACAUGCUGUAUUCCCUUCUAAUAUUAUAUAGUGUGGCUUAAUGGGGUACAUGCUGUAUUCCCUUCUAAUAUUAUAUAGUGUGGCUUAAUGGGGUACAUGCUGUAUUCCCUUCUAAUAUUAUAUAGUGUGGCUUAAUGGGGUACAUGCUGUAUUUCCUUCUAAUAUUAUAUAGUGUGGCUUAAUGGGGUACAUGCUGUAUUCCCUUCUAAUAUUAUAUAGUGUGGCUUAAUGGGGUACAUGCUGUAUUCCCUUCUAAUAUUAUAUAGUGUGGCUUAAUGGGGUGCGUGCUGUAUUCCCUUCUAAUAUUAUAUAGUGUGGCUUAAUGGGGUACGUGCUGUAUUUCCAUCUAAUAUUAUAUAGUGUGGCUUAAUGGGGUGCGUGCUGUAUUCCCUUCUAAUAUUAUAUAGUGUGGCUUAAUGGGGUACAUGCUGUAUUUCCUUCUAAUAUUAUAUAGUGUGGCUUAAUGGGGUACAUGCUGUAUUUCCUUCUAAUAUUAUAUAGUGUGGCUUAAUGGGGUACGUGCUGUAUUUCCUUCUAAUAUUAUAUAGUGUGGCUUAAUGGGGUACAUGCUGUAUUCCCUUCUAAUAUUAUAUAGUGUGGCUUAAUGGGGUACAUGCUGUAUUUCCAUCUAAUAUUAUAUAGUGUGGCUUAAUGGGGUACAUGCUGUAUUUCCUUCUAAUAUUAUCUAGUGUGGCUUAAUGGGGUGCGUGCUGUAUUUCCUUCUAAUAUUAUAUAGUGUGGCUUAAUGGGGUGCGUGCUGUAUUCCCUUCUAAUAUUAUAUAGUGUGGCUUAAUGGGGUACAUGCUGUAUUCCCUUCUAAUAUUAUAUAGUGUGGCUUAAUGGGGUGCCUGCUGUAUUUCCUUCUAAUAUUAUAUAGUGUGGCUUAAUGAGGUACGUCCUGUAUUUCCUUCUAAUAUUAUAUAGUGUGGCUUAAUGGGGUACGUGCUGUAUUUCCUUCUAAUAUUAUAUAGUGUGGCUUAAUGGGGUAGGUGCUGUAUUUCCUUCUAAUAUUAUAUAAUGUGGCUUAAUGGGGUACAUGCUGUAUUCCCUUCUAAUAUUAUAUAGUGUGGCUUAAUGGGGUACAUGCUGUAUUCCCUUCUAAUAUUAUAUAGUGUGGCUUAAUGGGGUACAUGCAGUAUUUCCUUGUAAUAUUAUAUAGUGUGGCUUAAUGGGGUACAUGCUGUAUUUCCUUCUAAUAUUAUAUAAUGUGGCUUAAUGGGGUGCCUGCUGUAUUUCCUUCUAAUAUUAUAUAGUGUGGCUUAAUGGGGUACGUGCUGUAUUUCCUUCUAAUAUUAUAUAGUGUGGCUUAAUGGGGUACAUGCUGUAUUCCCUUCUAAUAUUAUAUAGUGUGGCUUAAUGGGGUACAUGCUGUAUUUCCUUCUAAUAUUAUCUAGUGUGGCUUAAUGGGGUGCCUGCUGUUUUUCCUUCUAAUAUUAUAUAGUGUGGCUUAAUGGGGUACGUGCUGUAUUUCCUUCUAAUAUUAUAUAGUGUGGCUUAAUGGGGUACAUGCUGUAUUCCCUUCUAAUAUUAUAUAGUGUGGCUUAAUGGGGUGCCUGCUGUAUUUCCUUCUAAUAUUAUAUAGUGUGGCUUAAUGGGGUACGUGCUGUAUUUCCUUCUAAUAUUAUAUAGUGUGGCUUAAUGGGGUACGUGCUGUAUUCCCUUCUAAUAUUAUAUAGUGUGGCUUAAUGGGGUACAUGCUGUAUUUCCUUCUAAUAUUAUCUAGUGUGGCUUAAUGGGCUGCGUGCUGUAUUCCCUUCUAAUAUUAUAUAGUGUGGCUUAAUGGGGUACAUGCUGUAUUCCCUUCUAAUAUUAUAUAGUUUGGCUUAAUGGGGUACAUGCUGUAUUCCCUUCUAAUAUUAUAUAGUGUGGCUUAAUGGGGUACAUGCUGUAUUCUCUUCUAAUAUUAUAUAGUGUGGCUUAAUGGGGUGCCUGCUGUAUUUCCUUCUAAUAUUAUAUAGUGUGGCUUAAUGAGGUACGUCCUGAAUUUCCUUCUAAUAUUAUAUAGUGUGGCUUAAUGGGGUACGUGCUGUAUUUCCUUCUAAUAUUAUAUAGUGUGGCUUAAUGGGGUAGGUGCUGUAUUUCCUUCUAAUAUUAUAUAGUGUGGCUUAAUGGGGUACAUGCUGUAUUCCCUUCUAAUAUUAUAUAGUGUGGCUUAAUGGGGUACAUGCUGUAUUCCCUUCUAAUAUUAUAUAGUGUGGCUUAAUGGGGUACAUGCUGUAUUUCCUUCUAAUAUUAUAUAGUGUGGCUUAAUGGGGUGCGUGCUGUAUUCCCUUCUAAUAUUAUAUAGUGUGGCUUAAUGGGGUACAUGCUGUAUUUCCUACUAAUAUUAUAUAGUGUGGCUUAAUGGGGUGCGUGCUGUAUUUCCUUCUAAUAUUAUAUAGUGUGGCUUAACUUUCUUUUAAAACGGGUCCGGGUAUUUUGAGAAAGUAUUAAAAGUUCUAAUUGUCUAUAAUAGAUGCAGGCUUUUAAACAAUAGUCCUACAGACAGUCCUACACUCUACCUGCCGGCCUUUGGACAAUAGGUCUAGAGACAGUCCUACAAUCUAAUUGCCGGCCUUUAAACAAUAGUCCUACAGACAGUCCUACACAUUACCUGCCGGCGUUUGGACAAUAGGUCUAGAGACAGUCCUACACUCUACCUGCCGGCCUUUGGACAAUAGGUCUAGAGACAGUCCUACACUCUACCUGCCGGCCUAUAAACAAUAGUCCUACAGACAGUCCUACACUCUACAUGCCGGGCUUUAAACAAUAGCCCUACAGACAUUACUACACUCUACAUGCUGGACCCUAAACAAUAGUCCUACAGACAGUCCUACACCGUACCUGUCGGCCUUUAAACAAUAGUCCUACAUAAACUCCUACACCUUACAUAACAGUCAUCCAGACAGUCCUACAUCAUACCUAUGGCUCUAUGUUGAUUACUAUAAUUUAGUCGUCCCCCCCCCCCCGAAACCUAUAGAAAAAAUUAUUCUUUGUAUCUGAGCCCAAACAUCACGCAUGACGUCACGCACGACGUUUACUUUGUUCUAUUAAUAUAAAACAUGUGGAGUAGGGGGGGGGCCAUUUGUGAAAAGGAAUCAGCCACACCAGAAGCAAAAUAUACAGAUACGAUGUGUUUGUGUGUGUCUGUAUGUGUGUAUGUGUGUGCGUGCGUGCGCAAGUGCGUGUCAGUGUGUAACUCCAAAACCAAAAACUAGGACCAGGUCAUGGACUUUUGACCCCAGGGGCCGGUUACAACAUUACCAUGUAUCUCGCUAAACUGCCUGUCUACUCCAACUGGUUGACAUAAGGAAUCGUAGUGUGGGGUUUGGGCGGGGGGGGGUGGUUAUAAGGUCAAUCAUCUAUGUCUCGUGAACCCUAGGGUAUUAUGCUAUGAAUUACAUUUUACCGGAAAUGGGAUUUUGUUAUCUAUGUCUAUACCUGAGCAUUUUUGCAUGUCUCAAACUUUUAGAGGAUAUUAAACAAAUUACAGUGUUUUUGUGUGCAUUUUAAAAAAAAUAUAUACCAAGUAAGGGUGUGUAGCAGAAACUGGUUAAGAAUUUCUGCAGUAAUGAACAAUUAUUGUGUGUAGAAAUUUUUUUAGAUUAAAUUCCCAAUUAAUAUUUUGCAUCAUAAAUUAAUAAUCUCUUCAUACCAAAAAGCACAUGAAUUUGAUACAUUUUUUUUUAAAUAUAUAAAUAUUCCGCAAGGCAGUGUGGGAGCAACUAAGAUAUAUGUAUAAAAAUGUGUACAAAUCUUUUAGAAAAUCUUUUUAAUGUAAAAAAAAAAAUUAUAUAAAAUAUUUUUGAUGACAUCAACACACACAGAGCCCCACCUCGCCUACCACUCCAAGUAACAGGACCAAACCAUCAGAAACAACAUGUAUUACAGAACUUGACCGGGUAGACUACUGGGAAAUAGAUUCUGUGUCCAGGAACUCAACGCAUUCAAAGGAAGUCCGUGUUAUGUUAUUGCCUGGGACCAGCAGGAGAUCCUCCUCGUCUCAGUGCGGAGAUGACAAAAAUCCCUAUUCAGAACUGGAGGGCAAUGAAACGAGCAUUCCCGACUCUUGUGGAACACAGGGUAAACAGCAAACACCAGGACGAACUAAUCCGUCCCCAAUAGAUGGGCAGGGCUCGGGAUCAUCAACCCCCGGUACUAGUGGACAUUCCCCAACAUUUAAACGCAAAGGCUCGGACGUUGAGGAUGGUGCAGAAUGCGGCACAACUGAGGCACCGGUAGAAUCUGACAACUCUCUGGCAAGGUACUGUUUAAAGGUUAUCUUUAAACAUGUUUUAAACACAUUGGAAAAUAGACUCGAUCAAGAUUAUUUUGUUGUUUUCCGAUAACUUGCAUUUUUUUACAAAGGAAAGCUAACAUGACUUGUAAAAUUUAAAACUUCUAUUAAAGCCGGACAACUUGUUCCCCUAAUACAAAUACAGUCAGCAAGCUGAUAGACAUUAACUGAUUAUGCAUCUUUUAUUAAAUUAGAACAACAUGUAUAUUUUAUAACGUUAAACCAUACUUAUCACUACCGGUAGUAACCUAGUAUUAUAUAAUUUAUAUUGUUUCCAUAUUGUCCGACACCAAUUUUGUUAUCAUGUAGAUUAAUAUUAUUGUAAAGGUUUUAAGUUAUCAGUAUUUGCAUACUUUAACAUUUUGAACAUUUUAAUUAAAAAAUUUGUAAUUGUAAUUUUUUACUCUAUCACUUCCUCGUUUUAUUCCAGUAAAUCUGAAGAACAACCCUCAAACAGCCCAAACAAGCUCUACGCCACGUUGGAAUCUGUCAGUCCCAACAAGGUCUACACCACGCUGGAAUCUGUCAGUCCCAACAAGCUCUACACCACGCUGGAAUCUGUCAGUCCCAACAAGGUCUACACCACACUGUACUCUGUCAGUCCGAACAAGGUCUACACCACACUGGACUCCGUGGGUGAAGCUACUUCUCAUCUGAGGCCAAUAGGGCAACAGG
This is a messenger RNA of Lymnaea stagnalis (great pond snail), 14368 nucleotides long. Lineage: Eukaryota; Metazoa; Mollusca; Gastropoda; Lymnaeidae. The record is from the annotation of a GenBank genome assembly.